CUCGAAUUGUCACGUGGCAUCACAGAGCUUGCGCUCUCUCAGAAAUCGGGAAAGCGUAUCCUCCAGGACCUCCUCCUCCAACUGUACGCUCGCUACACCUGGGCCUUUCCUUCUGUCAUUCCGCUAUCUGAGGCGGUAGACAACCUCUGGAGUCCGACAAUGUCUAGAAAUGUAGGACGUAUAUUCGCUGCUCCGCGGAAGAUUUCGACACCGUGUCGACCGGCUGCAGGGUCGAGAUCAAGGCCACAAUGGAGGUCACUGUCGGCGGCGGCGCAGGCGCAACAAUCCCCCCCACCUUCCUCCGCGCCAGCUCACCCUUCAGAGUUCCGAGCUGCGUCGUCAAAUAGCGCAUCGGCCCGACGGCAGGCUGCAGCAGUCAGCCCCGAGGAACAUCUGAACACACUCUUCGCACCUCUGAAGUUCCCAAGAGAGCUUGCCGACCGGAUGCUUACGCAUUCGAGUCACCCGGACGCGAGGAUCAGGCACAAUGCGCGACUAACCUUCAUGGGGAGACGGGUCAUGCAGUUUUAUCUGUACGCUCUGCUGGAUUCGUCGCCGUCUCUUCGACAGGACCACGAUUUUGAGCACAUGGUGGAGCGUGCGCUGAACACCUACAUUUUGGGGGAACAUGUUGGAGCUGCCUGGUCGUUGGGCAAGGCACUGAAGUGGUCUCCUCCCAGCAACUCAAUGGACACGAGCGAAGCCUCUGUGAGAAGCGUAGGACUGCACAAGGUGCUGGGCGGUGCCGUGGAGGCGAUCGUCGGUGGCGUAAACCAUCAAUUCGGAGGUGUGGCUGCCCAGCGACUGUUCCACACUCGUGUGCUUCCCCAUUUGCUCUUGCGCGGGACGUCACAUGGCUUGAACGACGCCUUCCAUGAACAUGCUAUCACGAUCUGCGAGCGGUUCGGCGGACUGAACGCCGAUCUGACUGGCUUCGGGGCGAAGGGUGCGCAAUAAGUACAGUACGUAGUGCUAUCUAAUGUCGUCGGUAUGCUCUGGGUGUUUCUCGGAUUGCAUGUCAGACUUACGGCCGCUGGAAAAGUAUGUGCGCCCGCUGCGGGUAUUCACUCAG
Fomitopsis serialis is the source of this 1072-nucleotide messenger RNA. Its product is annotated as ribonuclease-III-like-domain-containing protein. The record is from RefSeq and is a predicted model, not a curated record. Gene Ontology annotation, cellular component: mitochondrial large ribosomal subunit. The coding region runs from base 160 to 957 and encodes 265 amino acids. Gene Ontology annotation, molecular function: structural constituent of ribosome; ribonuclease III activity. The transcript has 4 exons. Lineage: Eukaryota; Fungi; Basidiomycota; Agaricomycetes; Polyporales; Fomitopsidaceae. Gene Ontology annotation, biological process: mitochondrial translation; RNA processing.